Messenger RNA from Nematolebias whitei (Rio pearlfish), 1092 nucleotides. RefSeq lists its product as uncharacterized. NCBI's taxonomy places the organism in Eukaryota, Metazoa, Chordata, Actinopteri, Cyprinodontiformes, Rivulidae. The coding region runs from base 141 to 809 and encodes 222 amino acids. The record is from RefSeq and is a predicted model, not a curated record. The transcript has 7 exons. Gene Ontology annotation, cellular component: membrane.
CUACCGGUCUUCACCACGCUGAGGAGUUAGGAAAGCGAUGGUAUAAACCGUCACAUGUCUUCCAUUCCUGAUUUUGUUUAUUUUAGAUUUUUAUUUGGCAUGAAGGCCUGUGGAUGAACUAAUCACGACAUCCAGGAAAGAUGAGGCAGAACAUGUUUCAGGAGGGGCUGUACCAAGUGUUUUUUAAGGAGACUCGUCCCUCACACCCCACAGCCCAGGACUCCAAUAACGGGGAGCUGAACAACGCCAGGAUCCACCGCUGGUUUGGGUCUGUGGUGAACACGAGACUUUUAGUGAUCGGGGUGGUUCAAAUCUUCAAUGCGCUGGCAUGCACGCUCACCACAGUGAGCCACGCAUGUGUGAGGUAUGACUGUUCUGUCUCCAUGAUGACUCCAGUAUGGUCCAGCUUAUUUUAUGUGGCUGCUGGGUGUUUGGCAGUAGAGGUGCAGAGAAAAGCUAGUAGAUUAAAGAUCAUCUCUCUGAUGAGCCUGAAUGUUUUCGGCCUGCUGGUUGGGUUUUCUGCUCUGCUGGCCAACAGUCUUGUAUCAGUGUCACCUGCAGCACUCAGCUCUAACAAGCAGAGGGCGGGUUCACAUGUGGCCAACGUCAGUUCCAUACUGUUCACCACCCUGUGUCUCCUGGGUUCAGUCUACAUACUGUUCCUGUCAUGGAGGGGUUUGCGCCGCUACAGUUCUCCCCAGAUCCAGGCCUACUGUCACGUCUCACAGGAUCCUGAGGACACUAAUGGGCUUCUGCUGGAACAGGAAGUGAAUUGUGAAUUGCAUGAAAACUCCUCAGAACUUUCCUGAAAACCAAAUGACUAAUGUUGACGAACGCUCUGAGGACAGUUUGAGCAAUUCCUGGUGUAACAUGGAUGAAAUCUUAUCGUCAUCACAUGGGAGUCUCUGCAUGACUUUCUCUCAAGAACAAUCACAAAUACCCAAAAUGCAACAAAUUUGAAGCCAAGGCAAGAACUGAUUACACACCAAAAACAAAACAAAACUGAAGACUGUAAUAAUUUAAAAAGCCUAAUUUUGUAAAUAAAGUUUACAAGCUUAUAACUAAUGUUAAAGAUUAGAAAGCCUUGACAGU